AUGAGGACAAAUUUUCGAAAAGGUGUUAAACGUUUAGCAGAAAUGAAAUAUUUUAUUGAUCCAGAUAUUGAACAUGUUCUUGUUUUUCGUUCUAAUACAAAAUUUUUUGAUUAUGAAAUUUAUCUCAAUCGACAUAUGUUACUUAUGGAUAAGGCAAGUUGUUUACCAUGUUUAGCAUUAUCUCCACCACCCGGUAGUAUUGUACUUGAUGCAUGUGCUGCACCUGGUAAUAAAACAAUCUGUUUAGCAAAUUAUCUACGAAAUAAAGGUAAAUUGUAUGCAAUUGAAUUGAAUAGACGUCGUUUUAAAGAAUUAAAUAUUAAUUUAAAAACAGCCGGUGUUACUUGUGCACAUACAUUAAAUGGUGAUUUUUUAAAUGUUACAUUACCAUUUGAUGAGAUAGAUUAUAUAUUACUUGAUCCAUCUUGUUCUGGUUCGGGUAUUCGCAAUCGUAAUGAUGAUACCGAAGUUAUUGAUGAAGAACGUUUAGAACGUCUUGCUACAUUACAAAUACGUAUGAUUACGUAUGCAUUAACAAAUUUUCCAAAUGUGAAACGUUUAACAUAUAGUACAUGUUCAAUACAUAUGCAAGAAAAUGAACAAGUUGUUGAAACAAUUCUUGAUCAAUUCAGUGAUACAUUUCAGCUUGUGGAUUUCUUACCUAAAUGGCCUAGUCGUGGACAAACGGAAAGAACACAAGCCUGUUUACGUGCUUCUCCUGAAGAUACAUUAACAAAUGGAUUUUUUGUUGCUUGUUUUGAAAGAAUAAUAAAAUUAGAUACUGAAUAA
Molecule: messenger RNA, 789 nt
Organism: Adineta steineri
Lineage: Eukaryota; Metazoa; Rotifera; Eurotatoria; Adinetida; Adinetidae
Source: the annotation of a GenBank genome assembly